AGGUUUCCCCGCGGACCACGCAUCAUCAGCGAUGGUGGCUGGAACGGCGGCGGCGACGACGACGACGGUGUCUCGGCGAGAGACCCACAAGUGUUCUGCUAGGUGCCCUGGGCCGUCCGCGAGUCUCAGUAUGAUUGCGUCUGUCGCGCGGUUAAGACGAUUAUUGAUCCCUUAGCUCGAGCGCGAUCAGCUGGGGCCUAGUUGCAGAUUGCGAAGGUGGAUUAAAGCCUCGGCAUCGACCGUAGCGUUUUUUUUCUCUUCAUUUUAUUUUGUGUGUGCUGUGAGGAUUGUGGUGUUGCUAGCAACGCGGGCGGUAGCUUAUGAAGAAAACCGAAAGUGGUACACCCACGCGCUGUUGGAAUUCGAGAUCAAGUGGGCAUUCGGUGACGAGUGGUUUGGUGGUAACUGGCGCCUCUCCAAAUACGGCUGAGAAGGUGUCCGGGACUGCAGUAUUGUCGUGUUUUUGUUUCUCUCCUAGCAAAUUGGUAGAUCAGCGUAAAUCGCGGAACGGUUAAUCAGAUAAGACGGAGGCUAAGACGAAGAAAGAAGAAAACUAAGAAAACACCCAGAGGGUCCUUCAGAUCAUAUCGGAUCCAACGACGAUAGUGGUGGCUCUUUUGUGGUUGGUGCUAUGGACCUGCCGAGUCGUCGAACAUACGUCGGAUCGUUGAUAAAAGAAAGCAAAACACGGCAUGAGAAUUAAUAAUUUACAUACUUAAGUACGGUGUGCGGUUUGCAGUAGGUCCGCUUGCCCAGUCCCCUGUACUGGACUGUACGCCACUGGACACGGGGGAAGCAGGAUGGACAGAAAAAACGCCAAGAAGGAAAGUGUUUUUUUCGUUGGACGGCAAUCGCGAGCGGCAGAGGCUGGAAAAGUGUACGAUCACUGAACUCCGGAACUCUUGAAGGUGCAUGUCGAUCGGGAUCUGCUAAAGUGCAGUAUAAAAGCGGUUAUAGGUUGCAAAAUUUUAAUAAACAGCGCAUACGAUUAUCUCGCUUAAUCUCGGAGGAGACGUUUCUUGCUGCGGCUGCUGCUGCUGCCGUCGCUUCGUAGGUUUUCUGGCAGAGUUUAUCGCCGUGCUGGGUGCUGGCCUGUCUUGGGAGUUCUCGAUGUCGUUGCCCCCAGGAACGCGUGAAGUAGUUGGCGGCUUUAGAAGAUUGCAGUACGGCUGGCUUUGGCUGCCCGAGUGAAGCGAAGGAUCGUUAAUAAUUUUAAAGAUCAUUUGUUGGACUCAAGUGCGUGUGCUUGUGCACGUAGAUGUGCGAAUAAAAAACGGUUGCGGUAAAAAAAAAUCCGAUAAUACCGCCGACAGUUGAAAGGAUACGGUGUAAAAAGGAGCGAAAGACCAGAGAACAGAUAUACAUUUAUCGAAGAAUUAAAUUACCGAUCGAAGUGAGGAUUGCGGAGAACAGCGCUACCGAGAUACUGAUCCGAGAUUGGACGAUAGUGGAUUUGAAAAUAUAAAAAUAAUCGGACAUCGCUAUAUAUUUUCGCAUGCAAGUAGGAAAAUAGGCGUCAAAUCGUCGAAUUUGCGGGACCGGCCGUAAGGUUGGAAUCGAUGCAAGAUAUAACCUUGGAGACGAUCGCAAAAAGUAACAAUCCACAUCGUAAAGCAGGCAACCAUGCAUCACAAACUGGAACCGAUGGCGAGUCUUACGUUUGGACAGAUGCCCAUCAUGGGUCUGGCCGAUCCAAACAACAACAACAACAGUAGCAACAGCAGCAGUAGUAGAAGCAGCAUAACCAGUAACAGCGGGAGUGAUGAGAUUACUAAAAAGGAUGAAAAAUAUUCACUUAGACAGCGACAAUCCCGUCGUUCCGUACCGGCUUCGGUGACAACCAAGCAGGAAAAGAAAUCCGCACCCAAGGAAAAACCCAAACAAAAAGCGGCUCCGUUAAGUAAGUACCGCAGGAAAACGGCCAACGCUAGGGAGCGUACCCGCAUGAGGGAGAUAAAUAGUGCAUUCGAAAACCUGAGAAAAGCCGUUCCGAUUGUGGUUGCCGGAGCCAGUGGAAAUAGUUCCCCGGUCAGUUCUCCUGGGCAGACCGGCAGUACUCCGUGUGAGAAGCUUACCAAAAUAACUACCCUUCGGUUGGCGAUGAAGUACAUUCGGAUAUUAAACGACAUACUAAAUAACACCGACAGCAGCCUUCUGAUGGAUAACAACAACGACAUGGAUAUGAUAAACCACAAUGAGAUUGAACGGGAAGUUAUGCUUAAAGGAGCCUUACUUAACGAAUCCAUAUUCCAUCCGGCAAGCCCUCUAACUGUGAAAAGGCCACCGAAAAACUCUUCUAGCAAGGCUAGUCCGGCUGUAGCAAAUGCUAAACGGAAAGCGAAAAAAACCAGCAAAUCAUCAGCCUCCCGCCGCAAGGGUUCUUCCACCCGUUCCAAGCAAGCUAACAACAAGACGGGUGAUGUUGAAUCAAGCCUAGAAACCCGAGAAGAGCUUAUCGAUCUGGGAAUGAUGCUGGAUUCGGAUAACGAUUCACUGAACCUGUCGGAACCCUGCCUUAGCCCGUUACAAUCCAACACCGGACUGAAGCAGACCUUCAAUAGCUGCAACACAACCACCACUCCAAACGAGCUGGAGUUUGGACUGUUCCUCGAGUCGGACGCCGAUUCGCUGCAGCUAUCGGAACCUUGUCUGAGUCCGCUUAGUCAUCUAGACUCGUUGAAUCCCUUCAACGACCUGCUCCAUACCGGAUUCAACGAACAGGCUGCUUUGGAGCUGUACUUAUAACAGUGCUUCAAUCCCUCGUCGCUUAGGUAGUGAACAAUUCCUUUGUAUAUGUAAGUUCUUCCCGGGGCCGGCGCUCUCUUCGCGUAGUUGUGUACGAGUGGCAUCCUAGCCAUUGUUCAUUUCAUUCUUUUAGAAUUUUAGAAAACUAAUGUCGUGUGUCAAACUCUUCCUUAGUGUUUACGAUAUCCCGCUCACGUACACAAUUGGGCAGAACCUAAACUUUAAACAACUUCAAACAACUUAUUUUGAAUAAGCAUUAGGAGCGCUCGUUGUUUUAUGAAAAUGAAAAUGCCACUUUAUUUCAAAAACGCAUUAAAUCGUUGGGCGGGUAACUCAUGUUUUAUUUCGCUAGUUUUCCGUCGGUCUUGUUCCGCCAUUGUUCUUCACCGACGCCGGAGAGGCGACUUCACCCAGGAUCCCCUUCCCCCCCGCCGGAUAACUCCUUAUACCGAAGCAAGCUGUUUCUGCGUUCGGCAUGGAUCCUUAUCGAGCCAUUUCUUCAAUUCACCUUUUACCUUCUUCAAAGCACCGAAACCAAUCCCGACAUUUUGUUUUACUUAGAGCUGCAUUUUCAUAAACUUUUUUCAACUCUCGAAGCCCUUCAAUAAAACGAGAAAUCCACAAAUGACGAAUAUUUGUCAUAAAAAGAUUUUUAUUGUUUAAAAGCACUUUGGAAGUGAUUGUUGUUUAGUAAUGGCAGCACGAGUGUUGGUUGGAUCCAUGUAUUGCAUAUCUGCAGCCAUAAAAUCUAUUUAUUUUGUUUGUGCAUCUCCCUAUAAAACUCACAUUUACAUUGACUUUCUUGGAAAAUUACUGGAUUGCAGUCAAUUUUUUCUUAGAUUUAAUGAAGCUGCUAUUGUACAUCCCAAAGAUCCCAGUUCUGUUACACUUUUUUUUAGAAAUUUUUUCAUGAUCUCAAAUACGGACAUUCUUUCUUUGUGAGCAUACCACUUUUUUCUUUUUAAGGAAUACGAAUGUCCAGUUUGGUAGAGCAUGGCUAUGGUAUUUCGGAGUUAUGAAGUAAAAAAUCCUGGGCAUUAAAUUAUUGCCUCAUUGCAUUCAAGUUCUUUCAUCAUUCUCGGAAUAUAUCGGAUCGUAUUAUAUUGCAUAAUCUCCCAGAUUGUCUCGAGGAACGAUGCUGGCCUUACAAACCAGUCGUUGUAGGUUCGAGUUUCGGCUCGGGAGAGACUGUUAGUGUCAGUAGGAUCGUAGAGCUAGCCCCGCAAUUGUCCUGUACACUAAACAGUUGGCUGCGAAGUCUGUGUAUAACAAACAGAAAGUCAAGUUCUAAAUCGGGAUGUAGCAUCAAAGCUUUGGUUUUUGCUUUGCUUUGCUUUUUAUUAUAUUGCAUACGUGCGUCGUUACAUUCAUGGAGGAAUGAAAAACACGUUGACAUGAGCGAUUUGCAUGCAAGUUCACGGCUACUUACUCCUCAAGAUUGUAUGCAAUUCGUUACGAUGCGUUUUUACCAAACAUGAACAUGCCAUUUGAAGACUGUUCAGAAAAUUAUAAAUACACUUUUUGGAGCUUUUUGAUCAUCAUAUUCUGAAGUAUGCUUAAAAAUAAUUUGUUUUCAUUCCAAUUUUACUUUAAUUUGUAUUAUUUUGGGCAGAGUACGUUAGUUCUCUAACCUCUUCUACCACUCACAAGCUUCCGCACAAUGCUUUCUCCGACCAUUUCCAUCUCUUUCCGUUGGUUUUAUAUGUAUAUACUACAUUUUUGCUGGUUUUGUACGUUUCCUUAGCUUCGCCUUCAUCAAAGCCCAUAAAGUUUCGAUUGGGUGAGCUCCAGGGCAGUUUGGUGGAUUUAUCUCCUUGUUCGGCUUGUUGGAUUUAAACCACUCCUUAGAGGAGUAACCGGAAGCGAUAUCGAGCCGGAUGAUUGUACGAUAAUUUUGCUUUUUAAUUUUUUCGCAAAUACUCUUUCACGAAGAUUCUGCCAGAUGACAGAGAUAAUUAAAUCACGAGACGUUUUUCGAUAUUCGCAAAUGGCUUGCCACACCAUAACCUUCUUAGCGAUAUUUUCGGUUCAGUAGACCCAUACUUUUCUUGGCACGCAUAACGUUAGUCGAUGAGGUACCUAGUUUUUUCGCCAUAACUCGUACUGAUGCUUAAGGGUGCCGCUUUUAGUAAUCUCUUAUCUUUCUGACUGUUGUAAGGUCUGGAGGCCCGAGUUUUCUAUUACGUCUCGGGGCAUCUGAAAGUGUAUAUUCUUCACCAUACUUCCGUUAUACAGUUUGAACUGCUCCGACGCUUACACCUUCUUCUUUCGCUGAUUUUCUCAAAAUACCACUCACGGUGCCCCAUUUGUGCACAAUUUGUGUUCUUUAACCGGGAGAAAGGCCACGCAUUUUCAACCAUUCGCGCAAAACGUUAGAAAAAAUUACAACAUCUGUUUCAUUUGGAUGUAAACAAUAGGACGCAGCCAAAAUGUGGAUGAAUACUGUGAAUUGUCAAAACAGAAACAUUUCAUUUCGAAUUCUUUCGAAUUUACUUGGAAAUGACGACCGCUUUUGGAAAAUUCACUGGCCGAGUUCAACUUGUUCGUCGUUGAGUUUAACCACUCGCUGCAAACGAUCGGGGAAGGUAUCGCACAAGGUCCAUAGGUGCUGUCGUCAGUUAUCGCUUCAAGAUUUCCGCACCUUCAUAUUUGUUGCGCAGCCUUCAGCCUCCAAUAUACUCCAGACGGUGAAGUCCAUAGGAUUCAGGUCCUGUGAACUCGCUGACAACUUCGAGCUCGAAAUGACCCCUGGAAAAUGUUCCGUAAACCAGACUUGGGUUUCCUUCGCUUUGCGUGCCGACGCUGAGUUUUGUUGGAAAACCUAAUUCCUAGUACCAAAACGACUAUGUGCCCAGGGUUUGACGACGUUUUGUUAAACUAGUUCUCGAUAUUUAUUUUGUCUGGUCUUCACUCCUUCAGAGACAAAAAUCAGCGGAGUCUAGUCAACAUAAGUGACCAUCACCGAUACUUGUUUCUAUACUGUUUGCCGGUAUUACAGCAACAAAAAUCUGUCGUUCUGCCUAUUCACGAACUGUUGAACGGUGAAAAAUUUCUUGUCGGUAAACAUGAUAUUCUCCAAUCUUCCGUCCGCGGCUCUCGUUACCAGCGCCCUCGCUUUUUACCUGUUUUUAUUUUUGCUUCACCGAAAGGUUUUGAAGCUUCUGGAUCUUGUAGAGCUUGGUCUGCAGUUUAUCUUUCAGGCUCUGACGGAGACGUCGAUCCGAUCCACCGGUAGACGUUGAAAUCCACCGGUAAUUUAGUGGCUGUGCGUUGAGGAUUUCGCUUAAAACGAUUUUUGACGAUCUUCACAAAAGCAGGCAGGUCAUUCCUUCUCAAAGAAUCUCUAGCGUGUGGGAGAAUACUCGUGACACUUUUCAAAUGGACCCAAGAUACGAUGGAAGGUUCUCUCCUCUCUCACUCUGAAUAAUUCAUUACAGCGUCAUUAUUAAAGUUUUCAACGAAAUCUUGCUAGGUAUAAUUCGAAAGAUAAUAAUAUUGCUAAGCUUACUAUGCAAAGAGUAUCAUAACAAAUGAUAAAAUAAUCAACUUGUUGAUCUGAGAGAUAGCACACAAGACUACUUAAGUCCAUUUAAAAGGUUACGCGAGUAUAUCUUUCACUGCGAAAACAACUACUCUUACACUGGUGGGCAAAGCGUCGCACUUACUUGAAGAGAGUAGCGAAUCGUGUGUAUCUGAGUUGCUUGCAAAAAACACUGCGGUGUAAUUUGAAAUAUACUUCCAGAGACAUUGUAAACUGGUGUGGUCUUUCUCACACGAAAGUGCAUUACGCUCAAUAACUAUAUAUUAUUCAUUUAGUUGAAAAUUCUAGUUGUCGACUGGCGACAAUUGAUUCUACUUUCAUGCCGCACGUUAUACCAUACGUCGCAAAUAGUUCGCUGUAUAGCGCAUCUGAUGUGCUAUACAGUGCACUACUUCCCACGUAAGGAUAUUUAAAGUAGUAGCGAAAAGUCACGCGCAACGAAAGUCGCGAUUUCGAUUUAGUGCUGCGACGUUAAUACCUCACUGAGCUCACUGCAGUACUUUUACUAUGUGGCAGACACAGCACAAAGCAAAAAACUGCUACACGCAACGCUCAUAUUGGACAAGAAGUAAGCGAAAUUAACAAAAUGUACAUGGUCGGUUUUUGAAAUUUGACAUGACCAUUUUCGCUGCCACCCCAACAUACAUACACUAACAGCUAAGACGGCAUCCAUAAAUUACGUAACGCUAAUGGGGGAGAGGAGGGUAUCCUUGAGCGUUACUGUUUGUUACAUAGGGGAGGGGUGAGGUAAGUUUAGCGUUACGUAACAAAAAAAAAACUCCGGAGAGACUUUCCAAAAGCGAGCAUUUUUAUUAAGCAAAUUCUUCUACAGCGUUACGUUAUUUUUAUGGGGGUGUUGGCGUUGGCGUUACGUUUCCUUACAUAUGGGAGGUGGAGGUCCAAAAAUUGGAUUUUUUGCGUUACGUAAUUUAUGGAUGUCGCCCAAGACGCAAUGUUAAUAAAGCUACGAGAAACCGUCCAAUGCAGUUUUGAGUGCAACGUGAAAAUGGGUAUUAAAGUUAUGUAGCAGUUCAAUGGCAGGACCCUGUAUAAUUUAUCCACUGUGGGCAGAUAUAUCAGAAUCUGCCAAUAAUCGUCAUGCAUUCUGUAUAGUACAGAAGACACAUUUAUUGCAAAAAAUAUAUAUCUUGUAGUUAUUGCUGAUGUAAUAUAAGACAAAUGUAAAGAAAAAUUUUGAUCAAUGAACAUUGAUUUUUCAACUCGUUUUUUCUUUUCAAUUUAAAAAAAAAUAUUUUCAAAAUUUAGAUUUUUUUUCAAUUUUUAAAAUUAUUUUUAGUAAGAUAUUUAAAUUUUUCAAAACUAUUUAUUAAAUUUUUUAAUAUUUUUUGCCUUUCUCCUAGAAAGGUAUAGCAAUCACUGGAAAAACCGAAGGUAUAAAAGUGGUCCCAAUGGCCGAAUGUCAUAUACCACUCGACUUUUUUCGACGAACUGAGCAUUUUCUGUAUGUAUGUAUGUAUGUGUGUAUGUGUGUAUGUGUGUGUAUGUGUGUAUGUGCAACUUUUUUUUCUCACUCACUUUUCUCAGAGAUGGCUAGACCGAUUUUCAUAAAAUUAAUUGCAAAUGAAAGGUCUAGUUGCGCCAUAGGUUGCUAUUGAAUUUCAUUGUAAUCGGAUUUUUAGUUUAGAGGUUAUGUAUCAAAAUGUAAAAAUCACGAAACAUCAAUAUCUCAGAAACCACACAACCGAUUUCAAUAAAGCUGGUUUAAAAUGAUUGGGCUGUCCCCAGAACCCUUAACUUUUGAAUUUCGUUAUGAUUGAACAUAUGGUAUAAAAGUUAUGUAAAGAAAAGUUAUCCUGAGGUUGUUUAAACUCACCCGUUUUUCUCAGUGAUGGCUGAACCGAUUUUCACAAAAUUAGUGUCAAAUGAAAGGUUUAGUUGCCCCAUAGAUUGCUAUUGAAUUUCAUUGCAAUCGGAUUGUAACUGUGUCCGUUGUUCAUAAAAAUGUGAAAUCAGAUAAUGAAAGUAAACAUAUUGACUUUCUCCUAACGAUCACUGGCUAAUUAAAAGGUAGAAAAAUGAUAGAAAUGAUUGGCCGAAUGUCAUAUACUACUCAACUCAGUUCGACGAAUCGAGCAUUAUCUGUAUAUAUGCAUGUAUAGGUGUAUAUGUUUGUGUGUGGGUGUGUACGUGUGUAUGUGCACCUUUCUUUCGCACUCACUUUUCUCAGAGAUGGUCUGACCGAUUCUUUCUAUCUUGGUGUCAAAUGAAGGGUCUAUUUGCCGCUUAGGUUGCUAUUGAAUUUCAUUGUAAUCAAACUUUUAGUUUUGGCGCUGCGUCUGAAUGUGAAAAACGCUCUUAUAUCUCAGAAGCUAUGAACAUAGUUGAAUUCAAAUAAAUGGGCUUUCAAACCCUUAAACAAUGAAUUUCAUAAUGUUUAAACAUGUGGUUUGAAAGUUAUAGAAAGAAACGAAACCCCCAGACUGUUUUAAACUAUAGCUACGAUCAAAAUAUGUGGCCUCAACAUCAUUUAAAUUUGAUAUUGUACUAUUUCAAUGUUUUCGGCCUUGCUCGGGAUUGAAGUUGGAAUUAAAAGUCAUUUCUAUCAUUUCACUUUUUGCCUUUCUCCUAGAAAGGUAUAGCAAUCACUGCAAAAACUAAAGGUAUAAAAGUGCUCAAAAGGGCCGAAUGUCGUAUACCACUCGACUAGGUUCGACGAGCUGUGCGUUUUCUGCAUGUGUGUGUGUAACGCUCUCCCAAUCUCACUCGAUUUUUUUAGAGAUGGCUGAAUCGAUUUCAAUGAAAUCAAUUGCAAAUGAAAGGUCUAGUUGCCCUAUAAGACCCUAUUGAAUUUUAUUGUAAUCUGAUGUCUAGUUUAGAGGUUAUGUAUCAAAAUGUAAAAAUCACGAAACAUCAAUAUCCCAGAAACUACACAACCGAUUUGAACAAAAUUGGUUUCAAAUGAACGGGCUACCUACAAAUUUUCAACUUUUGAAUUUUAUGGAGAUUGAACAUAUGAUUCAGAAGUUACAGAAAGAAACGUGUUUUGGAGACUGUUUAAUCUCACUCAUGUUUCUCAGAGAUGGCUGGACCGAUUUUCAUAAAAUCAGUGUCAUAUGGAAAGUCUUGUUGCCCCAUAAGACCCUAAUGAUUUUUUUUUGCGAACGGAUUAUUACUUUUCCUGUUAUGCUUAGAAAUGUGAAAUACAAUUAUGAAAAGAAACAUAUUCUGUAACUACUUGGGCCCACUCACUUUUCUCAGAGAUGGUUGACCCGAUUUCCACAGAAUUAGUAUAAAAUGAAAGGUCUAGCUGCCUCACAACACCCUAUUGAAUUUUGCUGUAAUCGGAAUGUAACUUCGUCUGUAAUGUAUCGAAAUGUGAAAAUCACUAAACUUCAUUAUCUUAGAAACUACACAACAGAUUUGAACAAUAUUGAUAUCGAAUAAACGGGAUAGUUAAGGGUUAACUGAUAAAUUAUUAUUGAACACGUGGUUUCAAAGUUUGGCUCCCCCAUACGUUCCCUUUUCAUUUGAUUGUAAUCAAACUUAAGCAACCGUUAUGUUUUAAUUUGUAAAACAACGAAAGUCUAUUAUCUCAAGUAUUACACGACUUAUUUGAACAUAACUAGUGUCAUACAAACGAGUCAUCUCUCAAACUUACAAAUAACAAACUUCAUAAAAAUUUGAUAUACUUUCCAAAAGUUUUGUAAAGAAAAGUAAUUCAAAGACUAUUCAACACUAUAGCUGCUUUGAUCGAUAUAUAUGGCCUCAACAUGAUUUAAAUGUGGUAUCGUACUAUUUGAACGUUCCCGGUAUCGCUCGUGAUUAGAUUGUUCGAAAUUAAGAGUCAUUUCUUAUAUUUCGCUAUUUCUGAAGCACUAACAUUACGUCAAAUUUCAUAUUUUAUACUUUAAUUACAACAUCAAUAUUUUAGAACCCAAAGAGUGAAUAUACUUUUUUGGAUUUAAGCAUUCAUGUAAAUCUAUUUUUGCAAAUAAUAAGUUUGAUUGAGAAAGGCUGAGUCUGACCACUAGGUGGAUUAAUUUAGGUUUUAAUUUAUAAAUUAAUCAGGGAACUUCCACGUUGCACGAAACUAACUAUUUAUAACUUCUCUCCUUCGGAAGAUUUAUACACUUCAAAAUUUCCUUAUGGGUUGCUAUGCCUUGUCGGACUGCCCCCUUCCUUUCCAUCGAGCGUUACGUAUUUUAUGGAUGUUUUCUUACGACAUAUUAGCUCUAUAUAAGUCAUAUUUGAAAUAAAAAAAAAUACUACAAUAUAUAAUCAAAUAACAUAUAAUCGAGUCUAUAUGAAAUCGAGUCAGAUCUGUACCACAUUUUGCGAUUUUGUGUGAGUUUAAUAAUAUAUUUGAAUUUAUUUUGAAUAAGUCAUUUUCAAAUUUACCACUAUAACUCGUUUUUGUGUUCCAAGCGAAGCAGGGGUUCCUGGGGAUGAAACGCACCACAUAGCGAAAGCUGAGUUUAUUCUUGUUAAAGCUGAGAGAUAAAAUCAAUGUUACAUACGGACCAAAAUAUGUAAACCGUUGUUUAUUCGUUCAAACUUUCAUCAGAUGCUAAAACAUUAUAGAAAAUGCAUAACGCGCAUUCUUCUAAGUGAGUGUGAUAAUUUGGAGUUACACCAAACAAGGUAAAAUACACUCUUGCUGGGGUAAAAUGCUCCGCAACAAAGGGGCAAGGAGCACCGUCUAAAUGAGGUAAAAUGCACCCCAUGAGCUUUUUCAAACUCAGAAAAUGAGUUCAACUGUAUACAUCAUACUAAAUUAAAAUCACACAGUAUUUUUUCAUGCUAGAGUCAUUGUUUUGCUGUUUCGGUUGGGGUUUAGCCAUUGCCCUUCUUCAGACAGCGGAUCUGGUUAUUAUCUAAAAUAAGUAAUCUAAGUAAAAAACUCUUCAUAAUUUAUAUACAAACUUUUCGUUCGAAAAUAAAAGGAACGGUGAGUUUUUCAUAUCUACAGCAAACGCGGGCAAGAAAUCAAAAAAUUGCAAAAACAUUGAAUUUUACGUUUCUGUGUUGUACUCGAUGUUAUAUCUCAUAGCACAUUCCUUCGGUUAUUCUACUUUUUCUGAAAAUUUAAAAUGGAUCCUAUUAAUUUGGGAUGCACUCGAAAAUAAAAUUGAUUGUAUCUUAAUAAGGAGAUAAAAGCAGUGUUUUAUUUUCAAAAGAUUAUGCAUGUAAUGGUCAAGUUUCUUUUUCAGUUGUCUUGAAUCGAGUGCCAAGUAAAGAUCUCAGUUAAAAAAGGAUUUUUGUUUCUGAGCUAGUGAAAAAGUGAGGUUAGGUUUUUCAUGAAAUGAUAUUAAACACUACAUAAAAUCAAUUGCGGUAUUCGUAUUUUUGUCUACAUCUAAAAGUUUGAAAGUUAGCUUUCUAAUUCUAAGCAAAUCAUCUCGAGAGCGCCGGCCAGGUUUAUCCGGUUUAGUUUGAACGUUCGUUUCUGGCAUGCAGCAUUAUCGCAAACCCGUGAUAGAAAAGUGUCAAUCCUACUAAAUGAUAGAGUACCCCGUUUAAGCUACACUAAGACAGAAUACACACUUUGAUCCUGUUAUUUAUUCUCAACGUGUCAUAUUAGCUAAGUUGUGUCGACAUGUGCCGACCGUAAGUCCUAACACUUGUUAUAGGUUAGUGAGCUCUAUAAGAACAUAAGCACAAAAACACACAGCCAGUCGUUGGAAAAGAAUUACUUUUUCCAUACUAGUAAAAGGAAAGUAGAUUAUAGCAAUGAUAUUCUUAUCACCGAUAACGAAAAAUUUUGUAGUUUGCUGCUGUAAAUGUGAGCUCCGAUGAUGUGUUGAAAUACUGAAACAAGCAAAAUCCUCUAACAUGUAAUAAUUCUUCUUUUGUUGUUCACCAUCUAUCGACACUCGCUACCUUGCGACGAAUGACGGAAUAAUAUAAUUGAUUCUAUUCACACAACACACAUCCACGGGCCCGCACCUGGUUCGCAGUGGGCAAAACUGCGAGCUUCCUUCAUUUGCAUACUAAGCAUUCCCAUUCCCGGGACUGUCAUACGCUGGCCAAAAUGUCAACCCUAAAGUGCUCUCAAUUCUUUUGUUUUUCACACCGCAUGACAUUUCGCUAUCGAAAUGUUCCGAUCGUAAAGCAAGCCACGCGCAGGCCAGAGUGCACCGUCGUAGCCAAGCUUACCUCGCCUAUUAGGACAAUUCAAUUGUGUGGAUUUUUUCCCAUCGCUGACGACGGUAGCCAACCGCAAGGCAGUUUGUUCCAAUUGCUGAGCACGAACUGCUACCGUAGGCUACCGCGUACCGUCCGACAAAUACGGUAGUGCAAUUGCGCAAUCCCCACGGACGCCAUCGUCGCUACCACCUCCACCUCCAACACGCAUGAUCCGCCAGUACCGCCACGCCAGUAAUGAUGAAGAAUUGUGGCCACCCCCACGUGGUCGCCCUUUCGGCGCAGACGGCCGAGCGAUGAAACGCGCAAGCGAUCUCCCACCUUUAAUAAUAACGAAAUGUUUAGAGCUGGUGGCACCGUCGGGGUGCAAGCAGUUAGUAGACAACAUCACGUUAUUACGUACCCCACCGCCGCCCGGUCGGGCCGUGUCGUGUUCAUGGGCGGGGUUUUCACCAACCAGCGAAUCUGGGACUCAUCUAAUGUGGAACGGUUGGAAACAAAAAUAAACGAUGCAGGAAAAGCGACAGCGGCGCUACUGAUGAUGUAGGGUGAACUCUUGGCUCGAGGGAUUCUUCUUUAGAUUGAAUCGGAGCCAUAUUUUUUACGAAUAGAAGUAACUAGGAAGUGUAAUUAAUUUCAUAAUUAGGUUUUCCUCUGCAGUGACGGAAACCGUUUCACGAUUGGGCUAUUUUUCACAUUUAGAUUUAAACUCAACAAAAAUGCUCUUAUGAUAAUGCUGAGAAGAUUUCAUAGAUAUAUUUUAAUUGUUGGCCUAUGACUUAUGAGCAUAGAAUGACAAAUGUUAGUCUAGCUGAAUUUUCGAUUCUUACACACCCACUAAAUUUCACUAAAUUCUGACAAACCAUUUGGUUGAGUUGACACGAAAUCCUUUUACUCAUAACUUUCUAAUAUUAUUUUUUCGGCACUUUUUGAUGUAGUGUUAUUUCUUGUAUUUCGAAAGUAUCUUGAUAAUCUAAUACACUUUGAGGAUUUAGACAUAACUUUCUGUCCACUCAAAUUAUGACUGAGGAGGACAUACAAAGUAGAACAUUUCAAAGUUACAUCAGCGGACCUGUUUCAUCUACUUACUUCGCGACGCGCUGCUUGUAUCGAACCGAACAUUUACAGCUCCAGCUAACGGCAGUAGCUACUGCCGCAGCGGUGGUCGAUCAGCGUAAAACACACCCAUCACAUCGUGAGCCCACUUCACUCAGCAGCAAAUAAUAAUAAUGCAAUCAAUGGCAGACACUCGCCGACAGGCUGGGCGCCACCGUCAAUUUCUUCAAUCAUGGCCAUAAAUCCUUACAGCAAAAAAAGUUAUACCUCAUAGUCGUAAAGGUCUAAACGUGUUGUUGUAGUUUGUAAAAUGAAAUCUAACUGACACAGUGUAGUAAAACUGAAAAGUCCGGUCCAUCAGCCUACACGCAGCAUCUCCCCUAGAAUAGGACGAAAAGAGCAAUCGGACCAGCAUACAGAAUAGUACUUAGGGCCAGAGAAAAAAAAACAUAGUUUAGUGAAAUAAUCACCGCGUGAGGAGAACAAAGUAAAAACCAUAACAUGAAACGCAAUAAAAAUUCGAAUAUAAAUAGUGAAACAAGCGAAUAUGUAACCAAGUAAACGUUAGCAAUGUAAAUACUAGUAACUGUUAUUAUUGUCGCUAUUUAUUUUCCGCUUGAAGGCGGCUUACAUCCUUUUUCGUGCAUUCGUACAUUGAAAGAAGCAUUGUAGUUUUCCCAGCAGUACGUUGUCGUCUCGAUGGUUCGUUGGUUUCUUUGCCGUACGCAGAGACCCUCAAUCUCGUCAAACUGGCCAAGCACUGCUAGUAGCACCAUUGAUGCGACGAUAGAUAAACCGAGGUUCAGAGUUGUGUUUUGAGAACGAUCAAAAUUUGCAUAAAACAAUCGUAUAAUUCUGUUAACUACUUAUCCGCUAGGGAUGAUCAAUACAUCGUCCAACUUUCUUCCUCCCUUUCGAAUCCAUCAUAUUUUGUACAUCUCAAACCACCACCAAGAGCCCAACUCGUCAGCUACGGAACCCAGCUCCGGGUUGCGUGCGUCUAAACUGAAGAACCACACUGACUGGGCUUUUUUCUAUUAAAUGUAGAAACAUGUACAAAAUGCUGCAACUUCCAUGCACAAAACAUUCCACCUAGGCUAGCGCUAGAAGUAGGCAACCGAUUGACUAGAUGUAAUGGCCAAUUAAACCUAUAAUGCUUAUGUUUAGAUUAUUAUUAUUCGCGAAUAGGCCGACAAUGUUUAAUACUUCCCAAUGAGCAUGUAAAUGUCUAGUUAUUGGAUUGUGUGCAGAAGCAAACAAGUUGUAAUUUUAGCUUAAUUGAGUAGAUAUUCAAAUUUGCCGUACUGGUGCAAGAUGCGAAGCCAUGUAGUAUUUCCAAUUUGCCAUAAUGUAAGCAGUGUAGAUUUUCUUAUGAUAUAUCCGUGAAGUCGUUAAUGACGUUAAUCGAAUAAAUGUUUUAUGUUUUAUUGUGAA
Molecule: messenger RNA, 14881 nt
Organism: Wyeomyia smithii (pitcher-plant mosquito)
Lineage: Eukaryota; Metazoa; Arthropoda; Insecta; Diptera; Culicidae
Gene: tx
Product: helix-loop-helix protein delilah
Exons: 4
Coding region: 1624-2745 (373 amino acids)
Molecular function (GO): protein dimerization activity
Source: RefSeq, a predicted model, not a curated record